AUGGACAUUGUUGGUAAGUAUCUAGAUUCGGUUGAUAAGUGGGAGUCGUUCUACGAAAUACAUGCAAAAUGGAUGGGGUUUGGAAAAAGGUCAGAUGACGUGAAGAGAAGAAAUGGGGUAGUAUCAAUGAGAAUGUGGGUUUGUACAAGAGAAGGUUAUAGACGGAGCGAAUAUGUGAAUGUGCCCAAUCGCAAAAAACGAUCAAGAUCAAUCACAAGAUCUGGAUGUCAGGCAGCUCUCAGAGUGGUUCAUAUGAAAGAUAAUGACUUAUGGUUGGCAAAAGAAUUUAGCCAUGAACAUAGUCAUGAAAUGGUAUUGGUCCCUGAGUUGCAAUUCCUCAAGAAUAAUCAUGUGGUAUCCGAUGGUUUGCUUGCACAAGUUCAUUCGAUGAACUCAGUCAGGAUAAAAACUUCUCAAAUUAUGUUCCAUAUUUCUAUGCAGUCGGGAGGUUAUGAGAGAAUGCCAUGUCAAGUUAGAGAUGUGUACAAUAAAGUCACAGGAGCAAUUAGGGAAGAAAAAUUAGAAAUUGAUGCAGAAGGUGCAUUAGGAUUCUUGGAUUUUCUUUCUACACGAUAA
Messenger RNA from Humulus lupulus (European hop), 576 nucleotides. RefSeq lists its product as uncharacterized. Lineage: Eukaryota; Viridiplantae; Streptophyta; Magnoliopsida; Rosales; Cannabaceae. The transcript has a single exon. The record is from RefSeq and is a predicted model, not a curated record. The coding region runs from base 1 to 576 and encodes 191 amino acids.